GCAGAAUCAGUACAACUGCCACCGUCACCAUAAUGAUCAAGGAUGCUACCGUCAGACAGACAUCGCCAUUCAACCAAAGUGUAAAGUUGUUGACAUUCAACACCUGGGGCUUGAAGUAUGUCUCGAAGCAUAGAAAACAGAGACUAGAGGCCAUUGCUACCAGGUUGGGAUCCGCUUCAGAAGAACAGUACGACAUCGUGGCCUUGCAAGAAGUUUGGUGUGAAGGCGACUGGGAAACCAUCGAAGAAGAAUGCAGAGAGCUCUACCCAUAUCGUCGAUUCUUCAAGUCGGGUAUUGUAUCAGGACCAGGGUUGGCGCUCUUGUCCAAAAUUCCCAUUGACGAAACAUUUCUUUACCGAUUUCCCAUCAACGGAAGACCAUCAGCAUUUCAUCGGGGUGAUUGGCUCGUAGGAAAGAGUAUUGCUGUGACUAUACUCAAGCCACACGUAGCCAAUGCCCUUCCCAUCGCUAUAUUGAACUCACACAUGCAUGCGCCAUAUGCCCACAGUGGGGAUGCUAGUUACUCAUGUCACCGUGCGUGCCAGGCAUGGGACUUUAGUAAAUUGGUGAAGAUGCUUAGAAGGGCUGGUUAUGCAGUUAUCCAGGUAGGCGACUUGAAUUCCAAACCCGAAUCACUUCCCUACAAGCUAUUCACCGUAGAAGGUGGGUUGGUUGACUCGUGGGAUGCAUGCAACGAAGAAAAGUUCACACCAAACCAAAUUGCCCAGAUGCAGCCCCAAGAACAAAUCGAGUUGGCGGGUACUACUUGUGAUUCCCAAUUGAAUACAUGGAGAGCUACCAGGAGAAGAUGGGAGGCCUGUCGACUCGACUAUGCUUUGGUCGAUCCAAAUAAUAUCAAGAGUGUCAAUGCAUCGGUCAAAUUUACUGAAUUGAUGCCUGCUCCUUACAGUUGCUCGUACUCUGACCAUUUUGCAUACAGCGCAGAGCUAUUAAUCAAGUCCAAGGAAGAAGCGGUGGUUCCAGCAGACAAUGAAGACAUUUCAACAAAACUCGAGCUAUAUCGUGAAUUGAUCGCCGAGAUUGUUGAGUAUAGGAAACAUACAAUUCCCUUCCAAGCUACUUGGAGAAAGUAUCAUUUUUUCGGCUCGCUCGCCUUGGUGUUUAUUCUCCACAUUGCUGUUUCUUUUGCGUCCAUUGAACAUGCUUGGCUAUCUGUUAUUAUCAUGUUCUUGAGUACAAUCAUAGGAAUCACAGGAGUUAUCAAUGGUAUGAUGUGGUUAUUGGGAGUGAGAUCAGAGCUGAGAGCACUACAAGAGGUCCAGAUGGAGGUAGAGGAUAUUUAUGCUUCCCACCAAUCUGAUCGCAAAUAGAAUAAUCUCCCAGGAAAUAAUAUCAUGCUAGUUUCUUCGCCAUCUUCAGAUUGUUUGUGUAAUAUGGUCAUCUGGGUUUGUAGUCGACACGAAUGAAACCUUGUUAGACCUUGUUGCCUAAUUUUCCUGUAAAUUUUUUUGAUUUCUGGAGGUUGUCUUC
Suhomyces tanzawaensis NRRL Y-17324 is the source of this 1491-nucleotide messenger RNA. It is a transcript of the gene ISC1, whose product is annotated as inositol phosphosphingolipid phospholipase. Bases 33 to 1331 code for a protein of 432 amino acids. Gene Ontology annotation, molecular function: sphingomyelin phosphodiesterase activity. The transcript has a single exon. The record is from RefSeq and is a predicted model, not a curated record. Lineage: Eukaryota; Fungi; Ascomycota; Pichiomycetes; Serinales; Debaryomycetaceae. Gene Ontology annotation, cellular component: cytoplasm.